UUCUAAACUUUUACAGACACAAACUAUUAUUGUAAAGUAACAGCGAAAACAAAAAAUAUCGAUUAAUGAAUAGGCGAAUAUAAUUUAUAAUGGGCAUUAAUAAGUAUGCAAAAAUCUUCUUGAGUUGGUUGAAUGGUUAUGAUUAGUGUUAAUUACAAGUAAAAAUUAUUAUUAUAAAAUAAAAAAUAAAAAAAAUUGGAGAACAAGUUAUAAUUAUAUAAAUUAAAUAAUAUAGUGCUCAUAAAAUAACAAUUAAAUUUGUUUUCACCAAAUUAAAAAGUUAUGGGUGACAAGCUUGUAUCAAAUAAUAUGCAAAGUGCAUAUGAAAACUCUCAUAUUACAUCCUUUGUUGAGGUGAUUGAAAUCACUGAUCGAUAUAUUUUAACAGAGGUUUUUGAACAUAUUGACAAGACAUUUGACGGCAAUAUUGUUGAAGACACCAAGACCCCAAUCGAAGUUUUAGAUAUAACGCAUAUAUGUGAAAAUAUCACAAUUCUGAAUUAUAUUGAUAUAGAUGAAACAGGUGUGCUACUGACGUGUCGAAGUAAAUUCAAAGCCCAUCAGAAAUCGAAUGAAAAGAAAAACGAUAAACUACAAAAUGACGAUAUUAGUACAAAUAGCCCGACAGCUAACGAAAUAAGUAAAAAACGUCGCUUAAGUUUUCUUAGAAAGCGAAGAAAGUACAGCAACAAUAAAGAUGAACAUAUAAAUUUGUUGAACGAAAAUGAAAUAAAUAAAAACAAAACUGAUAAGACACUCAAAGUAAAAGAAGACAAUAGUAUUGUUGAAUCUAAAACAUCUAUUACUUUAAAAGACUGUAAUAAUUUACAUGAUGAUUCAGAAAAAUCUCAAUUAAUUUUUUUAAACGAAAAGAACUUAAUAGACAAACCAGAAAUUAUUAGUAAAGAAGAAUCAUAUUCUAUCAAUAAAAAUAUAGUGUUUAAAGCAAAAGUAAAUAAACAAAGUAAUGAAAAUUUAAAUAAAACUCAAUUUGGUGCCAAUACUCCAUGUACGGAUUUGGUUAAUCUGUUGGAUAACAAAGUUGAUAAAAAUGAUAUAGCCAAGCUUGAAAUAAAUGAAUCUGAAAAAAUUUACGCUAAUAAUGAUAAAUCUAUAGUUGGCAACACAUUAUCUUCAAGUGUAACAGCAAUAAAUGUACAUAAUUUUAACAAUACUUAUGAACAAACCAGUUUCAAUAACUACACUGAAGUUCUUGCUAAAGUUGUUGUAAAUGACUCAGUGCAAGAAGCUAGUGAUUUAUUAAAAAAGAGUGGUAUUGCUUCUAGAGAUCAAAUUUUUGAAGACACUAAAUGUAAAAAACAAUCUCAAUUAAAUAAAAAUCAAUUGGAAUUUUUACCAGAUGUUGAUUAUUUACCUGCAAAUAAAAUAGAUUCAUCUGAAUGUAAUAGUGAUUCCAUUUAUAAAAUAAACUUGGAUGAUAAAAUUAAAAACAUUGUACCGUCAUCUAUUCUUGUUAAUGAUCACUCUGAUGAUUCUAAUGAUUUAGUCACUUCUACUACUUCUAAUAAUAAAAAUAAAGCUAAACCUAAAGCAGAAGUAAAUGGUAUUUUUAUUGAUGAAAAUCGUAAUUUUCUUAGGGAUAAACAUAUAAAUAAAAAAAACACUGAUAGACCUUUGUCGGGGUAUGCUGAAAAACUAGCUGAGUUAUUAGCAGAUGAAGAUGACCUUGAGUUUCCUGAAUCAGACGAGGAACUAAAUGAAUCAGAGAAGAUUAUUAAAAAAACUUCAAAUGUUACUUCUGUUGAGCCAACACCAGUAACCACCCAAGAAAUCAAUAAUUGCUCUAAUAUUGAUAAAACAGAAGAAAAAUCAGUUGCAAGCUCAACUCCUAAUAAAAAAAAAAAUAAGCGAGGUAGAGCAAGAGGUGAUAGGCCUAUGAGUCUUUUUGAGCAGGAUAUGUUAAAUGACAUUUUGAAAGUUACUAAAAACUUUGAAUGUGAAGAAGAUGAAAAGUCUGUUAAUUCAAAUAACAUAGAAGGUAAUGGCGUAGAUGGUAUUGACACUGACGAUGAAAUUUUAGAAGACGAAAUUUUGCCUGUAAAAGCCACAAUUGAAAUCUUAAGAAAUAACAUUGUAAUGCCUCAAAGAAAAAUUUCAAAUUAUUCAGACACUUCAUUUGAUGAUUAUAUGCGAACACACAACACUCCAUUAAAUCAUGUAACAAACGAUCGACCUUUAGCACUACGAAAAGCUGCAGUAUUAGAUGCUGGAUGUGGUAUUUUGAAGGCUGGAAUAUGUGGUGAGACAAAGCCAUCUUGUUACUGCCCAUCGGUAAUUGGGGUGCCACGUCGUUUUUCUCAAGAUGUCAGCAAAAUGAAAAAGCCUUAUUAUGUUGGCGAUGAAGCAUGGGAAGUAGCAGGGAUGCUUCAAAUAGAGCAUCCCAUAAAACAAGAAAUUAAUAACUGGUCUGAUGUAACUAGUAUAAUUGAACAUUUAAUGGAACAUGAGUUGAAAAUUAAUGACAAUGAGCAUCCAAUUUUGAUGACAGAAAUGGGACUCACUUCUAAAAAACAUAGAGAAAAAUUGACAGAGAUAAUGUUUGAGCAAUUUGGUGUUCCAUCAUUUUAUCUAGCAAACCAAAGUGUCCUUGCUUUGUACUCAAUGGGAAUGAUGUCUGGUGUGUGUUUGAGUUCUGGUUUUUAUAAUACUCAAGCUAUUCCCAUUUACGAAGGACAUACAAUUCCACAUGGCAUAUCUCAACUUGAUAUAGGUGGAGAGCAAGUAACAAACUAUCUGGGAAGAUUGUUACAACAAUCUGCACAACCAAGAUCAUUUAGUACUUCUUCUGAGAAACUUGUACUUAACUCAAUGAAGCAAAGCUUGUGUUAUGUUUCUCAAGAUGCUAAAAAAGAAGAAACUCUUUACAAAACUCAAUCGAAAAUGUAUGAAUCCUAUGUAUUACCUGAUGGUCAGGAGAUUGAAGUAGGUGCAGAAAGAUUUAUUGCACCAGAAGUUCUCUUUGAUCCACAUUUGUUAGGUUUAAACCAGCCAAGCACAACGCAACUAGUCACACAAACACUGGAGUUGGUAAACUCCGAACUGCGAGAUAUAUUCUUGCAGAACAUCCUAGUAACUGGCGGUAAUACAAAGCUCAAAGGAUACAGUACAAGACUUGAAAAAGAACUUGCUAUAGAAAAUCCAAAAAUUAAAAUAACAUGUGCCGACGAUCCCUUAUUAGCAACUUGGAUAGGUGGUUCCAUUAUGUCAUCAAUAUCAGCUUAUCGCGAUCAAUGGAUGACAAUUGAUCAAUAUACUGAGCAUGGUUCUAAACUUGUUCAUAUGCUUUGCUUUUAAGGCUACUUUAAAUUACUAGGAACUUGCUUUAAACCAUUAUGAAAUCUAUUGUGUCUUUCAAAUCUCCUUGAAAUUUUAUUGUUAUACGAUCUCUCUGCUGUUAGUUGUGAAUAAAACUUUUUAUAUAUUUUUUUGUUGUUGUGAAUAGUAAUAAGAGUAUUUUUUAA
Messenger RNA from Hydra vulgaris (swiftwater hydra), 3482 nucleotides. RefSeq names its product POTE ankyrin domain family member J. The record is from RefSeq and is a predicted model, not a curated record. NCBI's taxonomy places the organism in Eukaryota, Metazoa, Cnidaria, Hydrozoa, Anthoathecata, Hydridae.